Solenopsis invicta (red fire ant) is the source of this 744-nucleotide messenger RNA. RefSeq lists its product as uncharacterized. Gene Ontology annotation, molecular function: nucleic acid binding. NCBI's taxonomy places the organism in Eukaryota, Metazoa, Arthropoda, Insecta, Hymenoptera, Formicidae. The transcript has a single exon. The record is from RefSeq and is a predicted model, not a curated record. Gene Ontology annotation, biological process: DNA integration. The coding region runs from base 1 to 744 and encodes 247 amino acids.
AUGGAAGGCUUACCAACUGAGCGAAUUACUCAGGCAAAAACAUUUUACAAGACGGGCAUCAAUUAUGCAGAGCUUUUUAGUAUAAAGGUGUCGCGUAAUAAAACGGGAAAGGCAUAUUUAGCCAUAUUUGUAUGUCUAGUAACUAAAGCAAUUCACUUUGAACUGGUAUCCGAUCUCACUUCGGCGGCGUUUCUGAAUUCGUUAAAACGCUUUAUAUCUCAUAGAGGAAAAUGUAGCACUUUAUACUCAGAUAACAGCACUACCUUCACUGGUACGAGGAACCAGUUAGCAGACCUAAAAUCAUUCUUGCUUAAAGAAAAUACACAGCAAAUCAUACAUGAUUACUUGGUUGAAAACUUUAUAGAAUGGAAGUUUAUUCCUUCGCACUCGCCUGAUAUGGGCGGUCUAUGGGAAGCCGCUGUAAAAUCUGCAAAGAGUCAUAUGCAAAAAAUUAUCGGCACCAAAAUAUUACAUUUUGAAGAAUUGUACACAAUUUUAACACAAAUCGAAGCCUGUCUUAAUUCUAGGCCCUUUACACCUUUAUCUACUAGCCCGACAGAUCUACAAGCGAUUACGCCUGGACAUUUUCUUGUAAGAGAAGCAAUUACCUCAAUUCCGGAACGCAACUUUACUGACGUGCCCACAAAUCGCCUAACGCGCUUUCAGCUACUUUCACAAAUCAAACAUUUUUGGAAUAGAUGGGCACAAGAGUAUAUAUUGCAGCUGCAACAACGUUAUAAGUAG